Molecule: messenger RNA, 642 nt
Organism: Acanthosepion pharaonis
Lineage: Eukaryota; Metazoa; Mollusca; Cephalopoda; Sepiida; Sepiidae
Source: the annotation of a GenBank genome assembly
AUGAACUUUUCUGUUUGGUUUAGUGUGUGCCUGCAUACACAGCUCGAAAUAUAUUUUUUUCUAUGUAAUAUUUCUAUAUCCUUCAUCAACGUUGAAUUUCUUCUUCUUCUUCUUCUUCUUCUUCUUCUUCUUCUUCUUCUUUCCUUGUUAAAUCGGUAUUACCAGGAACUACCAAAAAUCCUGCGUAACGUACUCUCUCUCUCUCUUCCUCCACCUCUCUCUCUUCUUCCUCUCUCUCUCUCUCUUCCUGUCUCUCUCUCUCUCUUCCUGUCUCUCUCUCUCUCUCAAUCUCUGAGACUUGAUGGAGAUCAAAAGCGCCAGUAUGAUGUAACACUGUGCAAAUUUUCUUUUGGCUUUCUUUUAUUUAUCUCCUCUAUUUUCUUUAUUUCCCUUUUUCAUUUUCUCUUUUUUUCUUUCCUUUAUUUACUUUUCUUUUCUCUAGUUGCUUUUCUUCUUUUAUUUCAUCUCCUUUUGUUAAAUGUGCCUCAUCUUGACCUUAAUGGAAUAUUUUCUCUCAAUCACUUUCAGUUAUUGCUCGACACUAGUAGUAUAUUUUUUCGUUUUGAUCUAUCUAUCUAUCUAUCUAUCUAUCUAUCUAUCUAUCUAUCUAUCUAUCUAUCUGUCGUGUGCGCGUUACUUUAA